AUGGCCUCCUUCUUUCCGACUCCACUUUGCCACUUCCGAGGAUUCCUUUUCUCCGGGAUAACAGAUGCCCUCCGGAUUCGCAGUCUUUCUGCAAAAGUGAUCCGCGCACACAUAAGACUGCCACUUGCCCAAAUCCCACCUCCUUUCCCAAAUGUUUCACCAGCACACUGGCGCCGGUUUUGGGAGUCGCGCCUUCCUCUUCGACUUUAUACCAUAUGGUGGAGAUUGAUGCACACAAAGAUUCCCAGUAGUCGACAGCGGCUAUUUAGUCAUAACGUAACGGAUAUAGAGGACCCUUACUGUGUUCUACGUGGCGAACUCGAAGAUGAUGAACAUCUAUUCUGGGCAUGCGCUUAUAAACAACCUGUUUUGGCAACAAGUUGCAACUCGGCUCCUUAUCAAUCCUACCUCUCUUACGUUUUAAUACCUUCUCCUUCAAUCUUCUCCGUUGACCGUGCUAUUUGGGAAGCUCACUUCCGCUAUUUCUUCAAUAAUAUUCCCUUUGUCACUAACCGAAGUGCAUUCAUUGUCGUCGUAAUUGCUGUAUCUGUAUCUGUAUCUGUAUCUACAUCUGCACCUGUAUCUGUUAGCUGUGGUUAUAGUGAUAAUGAUAAUGGUAGUGGUAGCUAG
Phycomyces blakesleeanus NRRL 1555(-) is the source of this 630-nucleotide messenger RNA. RefSeq lists its product as hypothetical. The record is from RefSeq and is a predicted model, not a curated record. Bases 1 to 630 code for a protein of 209 amino acids. Lineage: Eukaryota; Fungi; Mucoromycota; Mucoromycetes; Mucorales; Phycomycetaceae. The transcript has 3 exons.